CCGCCCUCCCCCCAGUCAACGCGUCGCUAUCCCCCCGCCUGGCUGUCUCUCAUCCCACCUCCCACACACACACAUCUACACCUUACACCCUUCUUCCAACCAACUCCUGUCGAAUCUCUCUGAACCAUCUGAUAUCGAUCCCUCGAUUGUUAGAUCACUACUCCUUCCGUGCCAAGGUGAGUUGUCGGUGGUCCCCACGUGCAGACCAUGCUCCAUUCGCCAGUCACCAUGGCGACUCUCCCCCGCCAAAGAAACCCCACCAUCGAAGAAAGAACGAUCGAAGCAAUUAGGAAGCCCCCGGCCCUACUGACACCCAUCGUAGGAUCCCGCCGCCCCUGCAUCUAACAAACAAUCAACUACUGCUCAGCCCACGCCAUGGAUGACUACAACUCCGAGACCGAUUCCGACUACACAUCGUACUGGCGGGACUGGUUCGUCGCCACGCGGGGCCAUGAGUACUUUUGCGAGAUCGACGAGGAGUACCUGACGGACCGCUUCAACCUGACCGGCCUGCAGCCCGAAGUGCCGUACUACCAGUAUGCGCUGGACCUGAUCACCGACGUCUUCGACUUUGACUGCGACGAUGAUAUCCGGGAGCAGAUCGAGAAGUCGGCACGCCACCUUUACGGACUGGUGCACGCUCGGUACAUCAUCACGACCCGGGGCUUACAGAAGAUGCUGGAGAAAUACAAGAAAUGCGAUUUCGGUCGAUGCCCGCGCGUCUUCUGUCGCUCCCACCCCCUCCUUCCGAUCGGACUCUCGGACCUGCCUCACACCAAGAGCGUCAAGCUAUACUGCGCCAAGUGCGAGGACGUGUACUCGCCUAAGUCGUCGCGCCAUGCGUCGAUCGACGGCGCCUACUUCGGCACCUCGUUUCCGCACAUUCUGUUCCAGGUGUACCCGGCGCUGAUUCCACCAAAGAGCAACGAACGUUACACACCGCGGUGCUUUGGCUUCAAGACACACGCUAUCGCCGCGCUGGCUAGAUGGCAGGAGCAGAAGCGUGGAGAGCAGGAUCGCCGGCUGGCGGAAGUCGGUAUCGAAGUCAAGAGGGUGGAGGGGGAUGAUGAUCCGGAUGGGAGCAGCGAGGGCGACGAUCUCUCACGAUAGACCCCUGAGAACAGCUUCCUUGCGCGGUACAGAGCGGCGAUACGGUUCACGUAAACCGAAGUGGAUUUUUGAGUCGCGGAUCAUCACCUACUGCGUUGUUACUUACAGGUUGAACAUGUGGUGUAUAUGGGGCUGGGGGAAGAGAGGAUGAGAUCGAUUCACGAAGAUAAGAUGGAAAGCGUUAGUGUUUGGUUUCUUUUCUGUUUCUCUUUCUUUCGGAGCCAGGUUUCGUUUUUCUUUUUUUCUGUUAUUACC
Molecule: messenger RNA, 1365 nt
Organism: Tricharina praecox
Lineage: Eukaryota; Fungi; Ascomycota; Pezizomycetes; Pezizales; Pyronemataceae
Product: casein kinase II, regulatory subunit
Exons: 3
Coding region: 376-1110 (244 amino acids)
Cellular component (GO): protein kinase CK2 complex; cytoplasm
Molecular function (GO): protein kinase regulator activity
Source: RefSeq, a predicted model, not a curated record